AUGAAUAAAAUAGCUGCCUGUUGACUGAUUGGGAAUGGAAAUAUUAAAGUACCCAUCACCCUAAACGUUAAUUUGAUUGUUGUACCUAUGUUAUAAGGUUAGAGGAUCAUUCGGCUUCAUUCAGGCUUUGGUAAGAAGUGCGAUGUUUAAUGUGCAGCCUUUGCAGUAAGUGGGGUAACCAACUUCCUGUACUUGUUCCCCCUGAGUUUGAAACAUUGUGUAUUAGGUUCAUUGAAGACUGUAUUGUGAGUGAGUGAGAGAGAGAGAGAGAGAGUGUGUGCGUGGGUGCGUGCCGCAUUUCUUUUUCUGAGACUGCUGUCCGAGAAGAUUUUCUAAGAUGCAUUGGGUCAAAUGUCAAUUUUGCAUCAUUUUAGAUUGAAUGCUGAUGUGUGUCUGCUUCAACUCAAUCAUGCCUGCUCAAAAAUCAAGUUUGCAAUCACACAGUGUAUUCUAAAGUUUUGUAUUUGGUGGUCGCAAAGCAAAUAUGUCCCCAGUUUGAGUCGAUUUUGGGUGCUUUCUGCUGCGUGGACUUAUUUUUGGUGUCGCCAGUGUCCAAAUUAAAAAGCAUGUUAAUUUCCAGCCACUUGAUAAAGUACUGACAAAAGGUCGAGCUUAGUCUCCAGACACAACGUGGUUGCUGCGCACUGCUUCUGAGGGAUGGGUUCAACACAAUUGUACAUCCGUUUGAUAAAGUACUUCUUGCAUUUUUGAUGCAUCGCGUCCUUUAAAGUGAAGUAAACUAGCAAAAAAGUCAAUUAAUUAAAAUUUGCAAAAUAUAAUCAUUUCACUCUUAAGUACAAAUUAUUAAAUUUGGAAUCUACGUUAAAAUAAUUUGCAAUGAAGUUUUAAUGAUAAAAGCUUUUUAAUUCGCCUAAUCUUGCAGUAUAAAAUGUUAAUUUCCUUGAUCACAAUAAAUCUGAUAUAUUAUAACAUGUUCAAAUUAAUACACGAAGGAAAUGAAGAUAAAAUUCCCCUGAACAUGCAGUUUGGUCUUCACUCAUUAAGACCUCUGACUCAAAAUGUCUCCCUGGACACUUUUUUGCUUCCUUUGACUAUGAAAAGGUCCGAAAUGUCUCAUGAAUAUGUGCUUUUCCCCACUUUCCCAGGAAACUUGUAGUUUUCAAACAUCUAACAGGUUAGGGUUAGUUUAUCUACAACGCGUCAGGGAUAAAUAUUUGUGAUUAAACCCAGCCCGAGCCUUUGAUGUUCCUGUGAGUCAUUCAGUCAUUCUGUGAAAAUGAACUGUGCUCUUGAAGGACAUGGGAUAAAAGUCUUUGGAAAGGCCAUUCAUGCACUUUCACGCGUCGGAGAUGAGCUGUGGCUGGAUCCCAUGGUCAAAGGGCUGGCUCUGAGAUCAGUAAAUUCCUCUCAGUCUGCAUAUGCCUGCUUCUUCUUCUCAUCAGCGUUCUUCCACAACUAUAGCUUGAGACCAGAGCAGGCCUGUCAACCCAUUAAAUGCAGGUUGUACAUGAAGUCUUUGCUACCACUUUUCCGAUGUUUGACUUCGAUUGAGCGUAAUGUGGAGCGAUGUCAGAUAUCGGUCAACACUCCCAAUGACAGAGUAAUGAUACAGUUUUCCUGCAAACACGGCAUUAGCAAAACUCACAACUUGUGUUACCAGGAGAGUGCAGCUCUGCAGGCUGUGUUUGAUUCACAUCUCUGUCCCAAUGUGCUGAAGAGUUCAGCCAGGCUUUUUGCAAGUAUAAUUAUGCAUUUCCAAAGACCUCAGGAGGAAGUCACCCUGUCAAUAACUCCUCUCCGAGUCAGCCUGAAGAGUUACCACGAAGGAAGAAAUGCUGGUUACGCUUCUGUCACAGAUCACAUGAAGAUGUUGUACACUGAGAUGUCCUUACACCCCGACGAGUUUGACUAUUUUCUGUCUGGAAUGGACUCGGCUGUAACCUUCUGCCUGAAGGAGCUGAGGGGUUUGGUGUCCUUUGCUGAGUUGCACUGCCUACCAGUUUCAGUCCAAUUUGGCGCAGCAGGAAAGCCCGUGUGCUUUUCUGUGGAGGACACAAUCCUGGAGGCCACACUGGUGCUGGCUACCUUGAUUGACUCAGACAGUGGUGAGCAUUCCAAACCAACAGAGAACCCAGGCCUAACUCCACCGAGAUGUGCAGAUGCAGCAGUUGGCGCUAACUCUCCCAAUAUUUAUGCUGAGUUGGAAGUGGUUCCAUCCAGUCAGGGCAGCCCUAUUAACCCGAGCAGCCCGUCAGGCCUUCUGCUGCAGCUUCAGAAGGACAGCCUUCUAAAAUGUGUCACGCUGGCUGGGACUGCCAGUCCUGCCUCUUCCACGAUCUGCCACCUGCUGUUCCGGGCUUCGUCGUCAGAGCAGGAUAACCAGAACCCAGUUGCCACUGUUCUGGCUUGUGACACGGACAUGGAGGAGAAUGAGUAGCCCCCACCAACCCCCAACUCUUAACUCCCGAAACUGAAACAUGUUCCUUACAUGCAUUUAUCUUGAUGAAUUUCUUGUUAUUCAAGUAUGUUGUUCACAGCCCUAAAGUUGAUUUGUCACUUCACAACCACCUUGUUCACUGUGAUACUUGAAAUGAUGUAUUUAUUACAUUUGGUUGGACUAUUUAUUGCCUAUGUAAUUCAAAUCCUUUCACAGUAAAAAUGAAAUGUUUAAUGUGUUGGCCUGCAACUGAAUCACAUCACAGCCAUACCUUACAAGAGAAUAAUAAAUACUAACGUCUUUAUUUAAAUAUUGUACAGCAGAUCUGCAUUGACAUACACAGCCAAAAUUUACAGACAUGCUUUGUUCGUCUGGAGCAGGAAGAUGAAAUUCUUCUGGGCAGGGAGCAGCAAAUGCUGCGGAAUCCACAGCAGCUGCACCACCCAACGGGAAAUUGCUUUGUCAUGUUGUUAAGGCUACUUCAGAUUGCUCUCGGACAUGCGCUAAUGCGUAAUAGUGGUAUUCACUGCUUUACUUUAAUCUGCCUCCCUUUUGUUUCCAUCCAGCCAUUUUACAAGAUGCUAAUCCUCACAAGGGUCACUGAACCCUAUCCGAGCUAUCUUGGGGCAGGAGGCAGGGUACACCCUGAACUACUUGCCAAUCUUCCAAUGCCGGUUUGAUAAACAGUCUUUUAGUGUAACUUUGUAAACCAUAAUCUCAUCUAUCUUCAUUACUAAUCAUCCUAUCUUCUGACUUGAGUACAAUUAAUUUCAGGAGAGCAUAGACAGGAAAAACGUCUUUUUGAAGACAGUGGGAAAAGAGGACAUUUUAAACGCAUGGCUACUCAGUUUGAGGCUUUGCGCCCACUGCUCAAUCCAACUAGCACAUAAUCGGCCGAGGCUUUAAGGAAUUACGUUUGCCAGUAUCAACAUUUGAUACAAGGCACAUCAUUAUCACACUAUAUUGAAAGAAUAGACUAUAAAGGUGCAGCAAUUUCAUAACACAAAAUAUGAAACGUGUAAAAAAAAAAAAAAAUGGCAGCUCGCGUGCCUUGGGAACAAAUAGGAAAUGCUGAUUGCAAUGUUUUGAGUCUGUUUAAAGUCUAACUAGUGAAACAAAGUACAAAAAUACACUUGCUCUUUCCCAUAUACUCCAGCUUUGUGCGUUUAAAGCCACAUACAUAAUUUUUUAAGCGUUCACAUCCUUUUCAAGCACAUUUGUCACUAUUUCUCCUCAUACACACACCAUAUUCACAGCAGCAGUGAGAUUAAAGGGAGGGCAUCUGUUCAAUGGAAUAUAACUUUACAUGUCAGAGCCUUGUGGUAUUAAAUAUUACCUAUGCAAAAGGCAAGGGCUUCUUCACGAAACCAGAUUGUUUUUAACCUGACCAGAAUUUUUUUUUUUUUUUUUUGCAAACAUUUACCAGAA
Messenger RNA from Syngnathoides biaculeatus (alligator pipefish), 3826 nucleotides. RefSeq names its product RAD9 checkpoint clamp component B (gene rad9b). The transcript has 11 exons. Gene Ontology annotation, biological process: DNA replication checkpoint signaling; mitotic intra-S DNA damage checkpoint signaling; cellular response to ionizing radiation. NCBI's taxonomy places the organism in Eukaryota, Metazoa, Chordata, Actinopteri, Syngnathiformes, Syngnathidae. The record is from RefSeq and is a predicted model, not a curated record. Gene Ontology annotation, cellular component: checkpoint clamp complex. The coding region runs from base 1238 to 2398 and encodes 386 amino acids.